This is a messenger RNA of Callorhinus ursinus (northern fur seal), 1101 nucleotides long. It is a transcript of the gene ACTL8, whose product is annotated as actin like 8. The record is from RefSeq and is a predicted model, not a curated record. NCBI's taxonomy places the organism in Eukaryota, Metazoa, Chordata, Mammalia, Carnivora, Otariidae.
AUGGCUGCGAGAACCAUUAUCAUCGACCACGGGUCUGGCUUUCUGAAGGCUGGCUUUUCUGGGUGGAAUGAGCCCCAGAUGGUCUUCCCAAGCAUCGUGAACUACAUCCCAUGCAGGGAGAAUCCUGGCCCCAGCUAUGCCCAAAGGCGCGUGAGUCUAGGCAUCGACAUUUGCCAUCCUGAUACCUUUAGCUACCCCAUCCAGCGUGGCCGUAUCCUCAACUGGGAGGGCAUGGAGCACAUCUGGACGUUUGUCCUGGAGAGACAUAGACGGGAGCAUGAGGACUUCCCUGUGAUGGUCACAGAGUCCCCUCUGAAGGAGCCUGCGGACCGACGGAAGACCCUGGAGAUUAUGUUUGAGUUACAGGAUGUGCCGUCCAUACUGCUGGCAGACCAGCUGGAGAUGUCCCUGUACGCCUCCGGCCUCCUGACCGGCGUGGUGGUCGAUUCCGGCUACGGCCUGACACGCGUGCAGCCCUUCUACCUGGGCCGCCCCUUGCGGCCCAGCGGCAAGACACUGGAGUUUGCGGGCCAGGAUCUGUCGGCCUAUCUCUUCAAGAGCCUCUUUAAGGAGGAUCGCAACCACCACAACCUGUUUCAGCUGGAGACGGUGGCCACCACCCAGAUGAGCAAGUGCUACGUGCCCCAGAAUCUGGCAGAGGCGCUGGACUUCCGCCAGAGCCUGCCGAGCGGCUCAGAUGAGAACAACACCUAUCAGCUCCCCGAUGGCACCCCAGUGGAGCUGACCCCCAUGCAGCGGCUGGCCCCCGAGAUGUUCUUCAGCCCCCAGGUGUUCGACCUGCAGGGGCCCAGCAUCUCUCAGGCUGUGGUGGAUGCCAUCUUGGCCUGCGAGGCCGCCCUGCACCCGAUGCUCAUCUCCCACGUUAUGGCCUGUGGGGGCAACACCCUCUAUCCCGGUUUCACCAAGCGCCUGUACAAGGAGUUGAUUACAGAUCAUUUCUCCUCCACCAAGGCCGCCAUGUGGGUGGGUUCCAAUAGAAACUUUAGCGUCUGGCUGGGGGCGUCCGUUGUGGCCCAUCUGUCUUCCUAUAAGUCCGAGUGGAUGACCAAAGAGGAGUAUGAAGAGAGUCAGAGGCUGUGA